Durusdinium trenchii is the source of this 688-nucleotide messenger RNA. The record is from the annotation of a GenBank genome assembly. Lineage: Eukaryota; Dinophyceae; Suessiales; Symbiodiniaceae.
AAGCAAUUUUGCUCAAGGGUAGUACAGACGAACACCACUAUUUGUGCACGAUGCUGCCCAGAGUUUUGCGAGCCUGCGGGAACUUGGCGCCCAAGACAGCAGGCUUGAGACAACAGGCUCUACGACCUCUUCUCUGUCCAGUUCAGCAGAGGUGUUUCUCAUUGACUUCCGCAGCCAAAGUGGCCAAAGAUCUAGCCGCAGAGAUUAGCCACGAGAAGGAGCAGUACCAGCAAGCCAAGGAAAUCAAGAAAUUCAUUGAUUCGACAGACUUCAAAUUGGUGGAGGCUGAGGGAGAUGUGAACAUGCACUUAGAACGCGAGAUUGAUGGCAAGUUGGUCAAAGUCGAAUGGCAACUUACGAGCCCUUUCGACCCAACAGCUGACGUGGAGGGUGAAGAGGGCGGCCAAGAAUAUGAAGCCACAGACUUCUGCAUCACCUUGGAGAACAAGAGUGGUGCUGGCGUGUCCUUCUACUGCAGCACACAGACCGGUGAGGACCACCGCUACGUCAUUGGCAAUGUGAAAUCCUUUGCCAGCAAGGAGGAAAAGGAGAGUGUGAGCUCUUACAAUGGUCCUGAAUUCGAGGACAUCGAUGAAAAGCUUCAGGAGAGCUUGGAUGAGCUGUUGGCAGAGGCCGGUGUGAACGCGGAACUCUGCGAUUUUAUUGACGCAACGGCGUUGGACAAGGA